Xyrichtys novacula (pearly razorfish) is the source of this 1083-nucleotide messenger RNA. The record is from the annotation of a GenBank genome assembly. Lineage: Eukaryota; Metazoa; Chordata; Actinopteri; Labriformes; Labridae.
AUGGAGUCAGUGAUGGAAGACUAUGACUAUACUAUAGAUGACCUUGAUGGUCUCUGCAACCUGGACCCAAACCUGGUGGAUAUCAACACCCAAACCUGCAUCCACUCCAUUAUCUGCGCCUUUGGCCUGAUUGGAAACGCUCUCGUAAUCAUCACCUACACUUUCUACAAAAGAACAAAGACCAUGACAGACGUGUACCUGUUCAACGUGGCGGUGGCUGACCUGAUCUUUGUGGUGGCUCUGCCGUUUAUCAUCUACAAUGAGCAGCACAGCUGGUUGAUGGGAUCUGUGGCUUGUAAGAUUCUGAGGUCAGCCUACAGUAUUAACCUGUUCAGCAGCAUGCUCCUGCUGGCCUGCAUCAGUGGAGAUCGGUACAUCGCCAUAGUUCAUGCUAGAAGAUCAUUUGGAGCUCGCUCACGUGCUCUGAUCUACAGCCGCCUCAUCUGCUCAGCUGUUUGGCUGUCUGCUGUGGCUUUGACUCUGCCCACACUCAUGUACACAGAGCGCACUGAGGAAGACAACCCGGGGGCUGCUAAUACCACUGUGGUGUGUCAGCUAUUUUUCAGCGAAGCAGAAACGGCAAAGCUCAUGAAAGUGUUGGUUCCCAGUCUGCAGAUGGCUGUGGGCUUCCUGGUUCCUCUGCUGGUGAUGGUGUUUUGUUACUCCUGCAUUGUAAGCACUCUGCUGAAGGCUCAGAGCAGCCAGAAGAAUAAGGCUGUGCGUGUAGUGUUGGCGGUGGUUGUGGUUUUUAUUGUGUGCCACCUCCCUUACAACGUGGCUCUGCUGACCCACACUGUGUCUCUGUUUAAAGAGAGGGGCUGUGAAGCAGAGAAGAUAAAACUCAAAGUUCUAGCAGUUUCCAGAAGUGUGGCUUACCUGCACUGCUGCCUCAACCCCAUCCUCUAUGCCUUCAUUGGGGUGAGGUUCAGGAGCCACUUCAGGCAGAUCAUGGUGGACCUGUGGUGCUUCAGUAAGAAAUACAUCUAUGCUACUCGCACGUCUCGUGGGACGUCUGAAAUUUGCAUCUCAGGCCGCAUGUCUUCAGAGGGUUUUAACAAUAACAUGUCAUCAUUCAGUGCGUAA